CGAGGCAAGUACCUCGCGCGCUCUCGUGUGUGCAUUUUCGUUCGAUCUUCCGUCUUUUGUUUAACGUUUUCGUGAAACGAGCUGUCACGCCAAUUCACAGACUUUUCAGACACUUUUCGUCGCUAUUACUCGGCCGUAGCUUGGUGUACCGUUAAAAAGAAUCCGAAGAGUAUUUCGCACGGUGAACUGUCAAAACUCAAUUCGACUCGAACAGACCGUACAUUAUUGUCGUGAUCGUAGCACGUUUUAAUCAGCUCGUAAAUAUCGUGAUAGAACGACGCGAUGUCACGUGCGUUCGUACUCGUAAAACAACGAUAUACGGUAACCGCGGACCAUGAAUCGAGUUAGAAGACUUUAACGUUGUUCGUACCGUAACGUUGCGCGUGUUUCGGAGUAACCUAGUAUAUACGACCGGUUAAACACGUGGUGGACACGAUGCUACUUAAAUUGGCAGUGUUGCUGUUCGUCUUCGUCCAGCCAGGUGCAAGUUACUUCAACCUAUUCCUUAGCCAAGCAGAAGUGCGGAAAUUAAUGGGUCUGCAGGCAGAAUUGUUCUACGUGCGAGAGGGUGUGAUAAACGAGUACGCGAUUAAAUUCGUGGUCCCAGUGCCAGCGCAGGUUCACAAGCUACAUUUCACUUGGGAAAACCUAGCCGGCAGACCGCUCCCAUACACAAUGACAGUGGAUAUCAGUAAUCCGUCGGCUUUAACCAGUUCCCUGAACAUAUCUCAAGCCGGAGAAAUACCAUUCGGCGGUCUUCAAACUUGGGCUUUGGCUUUGCAUUGCGGCCCUUACGACGCCGAAGUCGACCUAAGCCUUCGGAUAAACGUCUCCACUCCAUCGAGACGGAACACCACCAGCUUAGACUUCAAACGGAAGAAAAUCUGCUUGAAAGACAAGAGUAACAUCGGAGCUGAAGAGAUUCUUGUGGCCGCCUCUGGAUCAACUUCCGGCGGACAAGUGUUUUACGCCGCGAUCGGUUGCGCGUGUGCUUUCAUCGCCGCCAUCUUUGUCCUCGUGAUUGCUUACUAUGUCCGGGACAAAAAGACUAGGAGACAUCGUGAUCCACUUCAAGAGUCUAGAGGACUUAGUUCAGCGUGCAGUGUGGAAAGAGGGACGGGAGUUGGACCUGCACAGACAUUUUUGUCUCCUGAAACUCCUCCACCUACUUCUGCAACGUCUACUUCGACCUAUAGGAGACUGGAUGAUCGGCCUAGUCGAGAGUUACAUGAGAGAAUUCAGGAGAUCACGGUUCAAAGAUGCAGGGUACGCCUUCUCAGCAUCGAAAUGGAGGGCACAUUUGGUCGCGUGUAUAGAGGCAGUUAUCAUGAAGAGGGUGCGUCUUCCCCGAGGGAUGUCCUAGUGAAAACUGCUGCCGAGCAUGCAUCACAAUCGCAGGUUGCUCUGCUGUUACGAGAAGGUUUAGCGUUAUACGGUUUGAGUCAUCCAGCCUUGCUGCCCGUUUUGGGUGUUUCUAUCGAGGACAGAAGCGCGCCUUUUCUGUUGUACCCUCACACUGGUUAUAAGAACAUGAAGAGGUUCUUGCUGAGGUGCAAGUUAAGUAGCGAAGGCCCACCGCGAGCACUAACCACGCAAGAAGUUGUAGAAAUGGCUCUUCAGGCUGCUAAAGGAGUCCAAUAUCUUCAUAGGAAAAGACUGGUACACAGAGAUUUGGCGGCUAGGAAUUGCGUCGUCGACGAUGAUCUGAGGGUUCAAAUCACGGACAAUGCUCUGGCCAGAGACCUGUUCCCCCAAGAUUAUCAUUGUCUUGGUGACAAUGAAAAUCGUCCCAUUAAGUGGCUCGCCAUUGAAAGUUUACUCAAUAAAACGUUCAGCACUGCUUCCGAUGUGUGGGCAUUCGGUGUUCUGUUAUGGGAGCUAACAACGCUGGCACAGCAACCAUACGUGGAAGUUGAUGCAUUCGAAAUGGCUUCCUAUCUCCGAGAUGGAUAUAGAUUGGCCCAGCCAAUAAAUUGUCCCGACGAGUUGUUCGCAGUUAUGGCUUAUUGUUGGGCAAUGUCCGCGGACGAGAGACCAACGUUUAGUCAGCUGAUCGUUUGUCUUCAAGAUUUUCAUACUCAAUUGACCAGAUACGUUUGAACCUUAACGAUGUAUAAAAAAAGAAACAUGGAAGCGAAAAGUGCCGGGAGUACGUGUACAUAAUAGUAGUACUUAAAGAAAGUCAUUUUUAAGCCCGCAGAAAAGUCGAGUAUUUGACCUGACUAGAAAGUAUGUAGUUCCUUAUUUUGUAGAAAAAUAGAUUUACGAGAUCUUCUACAGUGUAGGUGUAGCGAUGGGUGUAAGUCGUCAGUGUUCAGUACAAUUGGGUGCAGUAGUUGAUGUAGGGAUAGUAUUUAUUUUGACGGUUUUGUGAAGGGUUUUGUUUGGGGAUUUGGGGUUUGGGGAACUGGAGGUUUUACA
This is a messenger RNA of Megachile rotundata (alfalfa leafcutting bee), 2421 nucleotides long. RefSeq names its product tyrosine-protein kinase Dnt (gene dnt). The record is from RefSeq and is a predicted model, not a curated record. NCBI's taxonomy places the organism in Eukaryota, Metazoa, Arthropoda, Insecta, Hymenoptera, Megachilidae. Gene Ontology annotation, molecular function: ATP binding; protein tyrosine kinase activity. Gene Ontology annotation, cellular component: plasma membrane; signaling receptor complex. Gene Ontology annotation, biological process: positive regulation of phosphatidylinositol 3-kinase/protein kinase B signal transduction; positive regulation of neuron projection development; cell surface receptor protein tyrosine kinase signaling pathway.